AUGAAGAUUUCGUGUGAAUAUAAAAACAUCCGGUUUGAGGACAACAAUACUUUUUACGGAUGCUACAUUUACGAUCAUAAAAUACCAUUAAAGGCAAACUUUAAGAUUACUGGACAACAUAAAGGAAGCAAGCAGCAUAAAGACAUACUUUUUGUUUACAUCAUGGAUUGCACAGUCGCGAACAUUCCACAAGGAUUCACAAGGCAUUUCCCAAAUUUAAAAGCACUCCUUAUCGAGUCUACAAAUUUAAAGAAUAUCAACAGAAAUGAUUUGACUGAGUACAAAAAUUUAGAAAAAAUUAUUUUUCGAUUGAACUGGAUUGAGUAUGUCCCAGGCGACUUGUUGAAUGACUUUAAAAACUUGAAAUAUAUUAAUAUUGUUGACAGGAAUUUAAAGCUAGUGGAACCAAAUAUUUUGGAUGGACACGACAAUUUAAGUUGUGUGCAUUUUGGUAUAAAUCAAAGAUAUGAUUUAUACUUUUCAGACUUUCCAAGCAAGCAUCCAAUCAAGCCACUUACGAACAUUAAAAAUGCACUCAAGGAAAAGUUUACUAAGUAUGCAUCAAGUUCUGGAAAAAAGAAUAGUAAAGCAAUGCAGCAGCGACAAGAAUUUCCAGUCCACAAGUUCCUACUUGCAGCUCGAAGUCCAACUCUUGAUGAAUUAUUCAAAGCCAACCCUAAAGUUGAAAACUUAAAUUUAAUCGACAUUUCGGUGGAAACUUUUGAGAUAAUUCUUAAAUUUCUUUACACUGAUGAACUUCCAGGCGACGAUGGGGCGAACUUUCUUCAUCUUUUUGCAGCUACUGAUAAACUGAAGAUUGAGGACUUAAUGGAAUUCGCUGCAACUAAGCUAAUUUAUGAAGUGAAUCAAAAAAAUGCAUUAACAAUGUUCAAAUUGAGUCAUAAGCAUGGAUAUGAGGAACUGAAGCAGAAAUCAUUCAACGAAGUCAAGAAAAAAUACUCAAAAAUAAAUUUUAAUGACAAAUGGAUCGACGAUAUCAAUUUAAUGAUUGAAAUUGUUGCAAAUUAUGAAAAGAAGGAAGCAGAAAUUGAAAAAUUGCAAAUGGAUUUUCAAAAGCUCAUGCAAGAUAAAUUGGAUUUGAAGGUUAAAGAGCUUCCCAGCAGCAUCCAAAACAUGCAAAUAAUUUGUUGA
Molecule: messenger RNA, 1152 nt
Organism: Chironomus riparius
Lineage: Eukaryota; Metazoa; Arthropoda; Insecta; Diptera; Chironomidae
Source: the annotation of a GenBank genome assembly